GUCUUUUGUUGUUAGUUAUUCUUGUGUGUGUGAGAGAGUCUCAUUCAACCAAAAUCUUUUGCUUCUCCACGUUUGUUUUGGCACCGCAUAUUUCCCAGCAACGCUUUUUUCUUUCUUUCUUCUUGAAGUGCUUUUAGCUUCUGUUGUAUAUUGACAACACCGAGGUAUCGCCGGGGCAGCGCUAUUUGCUGUGGUUUUUUUCUUUCCAGUUUUCAGGUUGCGCCAGCACCGACAACACACGCACACGCAAACAAAAGAGAACUGCUGAUACGCGAUGGCGUCCAUUGAGAUCUCACCCGGCGACCGCCAGCACAUCGACUACCUCGCCGACCUCUUUGCAGUGAUCAUCGCCAUUGAGCAGAUUGAGAAGGCGAAUCGACGUGAUUUAAUCACGCAGGAUCAGUACGCCGCGACAGUGCGUCGUCUCUUGGAGAAGUACAAGAGCACCGUGGCGCAGCUGCAGAGCGCACACAACCCGUACUUCACCUCUGUGGAGGACUUCUUUGAGAAGUACUGCACCCGCUGCCUCGCCGCGCGCGCGACGAUCCGCGACGGCCCGGUGAGCAGCCCUGGUGAGAACAACGCUCGAUUUCUCGCGCGUCAGGCUGUGGAGUGCAGCGACCACUUCAUCACGCUGCUGGAUUCGUUGCGGCUGCAGCAGACCUCUGUCGACGUGUUAAACCCGCCUCUGGGGGAUCUGCUGCAGGUGCUGGGGAAGCUGGGCCUUAGCAACCAAGACUUUUGUGUGCGUCUACAGGCCUGGCAGCGACGUUUGGACGGCAUGAAUGCGGCCGACAUGUUGGACGAGGCUGCCUCGCGUGACUUCGCCUACGACCUGGAGCGCGGCUACGCGUGCUUGAAGACGUAUCUGGAGAGCGACCCUACGCUGUCGAAGCGGAAGUGA
Molecule: messenger RNA, 904 nt
Organism: Leptomonas pyrrhocoris
Lineage: Eukaryota; Euglenozoa; Kinetoplastea; Trypanosomatida; Trypanosomatidae
Product: vacuolar protein sorting-associated protein-like protein
Exons: 1
Coding region: 275-904 (209 amino acids)
Biological process (GO): protein transport to vacuole involved in ubiquitin-dependent protein catabolic process via the multivesicular body sorting pathway
Cellular component (GO): ESCRT I complex
Molecular function (GO): protein-containing complex binding
Source: RefSeq, a predicted model, not a curated record